Messenger RNA from Magnusiomyces paraingens, 276 nucleotides. RefSeq lists its product as uncharacterized. Gene Ontology annotation, biological process: mitochondrial respiratory chain complex I assembly. The coding region runs from base 1 to 276 and encodes 91 amino acids. The transcript is spliced from 3 exons. The record is from RefSeq and is a predicted model, not a curated record. NCBI's taxonomy places the organism in Eukaryota, Fungi, Ascomycota, Dipodascomycetes, Dipodascales, Dipodascaceae.
AUGGUUUCAGCUAUUGGAUUGACCGGCGGUUCCAGCAGAUGCUUUCCUGAAUGGCAAAGCUUUUUGGAAUGCUACACAGCUAGCUCGACUUCAGAUGUCACCAAGUGCCAGGCCAAGAGCGCAGACUAUUACGAGUGCCUGCACCACAAGAAAGAGAAGGGUCGUGCCAUCUUAAUAGCAAAUGAGAUGCUUAAGCGGAAAGAUGAGGAAGGUAAGCUUCUGGAUGUUGUUAAGAAGCAGUUUUCUAUUGACUCGCUUGGUCUGGUUAAGGAGUAA